Molecule: messenger RNA, 1848 nt
Organism: Annulohypoxylon maeteangense
Lineage: Eukaryota; Fungi; Ascomycota; Sordariomycetes; Xylariales; Hypoxylaceae
Exons: 6
Coding region: 1-1848 (615 amino acids)
Biological process (GO): regulation of DNA-templated transcription
Molecular function (GO): zinc ion binding; DNA-binding transcription factor activity, RNA polymerase II-specific
Source: RefSeq, a predicted model, not a curated record
AUGGCCUCUUUCGAUCCCUGGGAGCUCUCUGCGGCGUCGACAUCUUCGUCGCCAUCUGGCAGUGAUGAUACCGGUACGGACUAUUCGAACUCGUCUCCAAUGGCAAUUGUAAAUCCCUCAAUGAUCGGCUCUACGUCAGCCAUGUCUCGUUUGGGAAAUGGGCACCCGCACCCGCACCCGCACCCCCACGUGAUCCGAAAGGUAGGAGAAGCAAGCCGCAACCAGGUAGAGAACCAGGUAGAGAUGAAUUGGCGUCCGCAAGUGUAUCCUAGGAGCGAUCAUGCAACUCUGCCCGGGAUAGAUCAGAGCCGGGCCAUUGACGGGCCAUGCCGCGGAGAUCUGGAGGAGCUUACAUUCGUGCCAUACAAGGGUCCGAAAGUGAAGGCAAAACGCGAGCCAGCAUGUCGCCGCGCUUAUCGCGUAGAUGCCCUCGUUAAUGACAAGAAUCCGAAGUCUGAGUUCAAGCGUGACAAGAACGGCUUAUUCCAGGGGUCCUUUCGGACAUUUGGGGCCAGUGAGAGGAUCCGUUCCGACUUGAAUGGCGGAUCUAGAUCUACUACUGCCAUCACUAGGGAAUAUGGCGCCUGCGGGAGGUGCCAACAGCAGAAGUUGAGAUGUAACAUGACGAGGGAUCCGUUCAUGCCGUGCGAGAGAUGUUCUAAGGUAACUCACCGGUAUCUCAAGACACCUUGCAUACGCGUGAAACUCCGCAGUCUGCAUCUACAUCGGCGAGGCUCGACCCUCAACAACAACCUCGAAGCCUGGACUGCCACGCAAGAUCGACUUUUCAGGAAAUGCUUUAUGCAAAACGGCGGUGAGAGGGUAAAGCCGUUGAAAGUUAUCAUCACGCAGGACCAAGGAAUUGAGAUUGUCGUCACCAUCAGGAGGUUUACGCCGUGCCCGACGGAUACCAUCAGUUGGAAAUGGCGGGAUAAGUCGUCUGAGGAGAGGGUCAUGGAGAUGCCCCCCUUCUACAUAUGCAACGUCGAAGAAGCGACGCGGAAUAUGUGGCAGGCCGUGACACUUAAUAAGGAAGAGUAUGUCAAUUGCCUACUCUCGGACGUGAACCCUAUCAUUAGAAAGACGUUCGAGGCGGCGUUUCGGUAUUUGGAGGUCUCCGAUAGCAGUCUUGUGUUGAAUUGCCUGACAUACUGGGUUGUAACACGUUUUAUCGAGAAGCCAUGGCGAAUCUGUAGUAACCUCCCCGGCUUCGAGCCCCCGUAUGAUCCUUUGAAUCCACACGAUCGUAAUGGCGUACGGUGUCCCUUUAACGGGAUCAUUCCUGUUACCCCAAUAAUGGACACGCAGAUCGAUGAUAUAGCGAUUAGAUCCAUCCUCUCCCCACUCGAACUAUGUAUCUUGAGUGAGCUGGACCAGAAGAUCCACGAGAAGAACCGGGAGAAUUGGUUCGAGAUCUACCUCGCCACAUUCAUCAUGAUGAAUAACUUUGAGUUCGUCUUCACUGAUGUCGUCGACUACACAAGCCGUCACGGACUGAAGCCUUCUUCUAGUGGUGCAUUCUCGCUUAGCAAGGGGUACUUCCACGCUUGCAAGACUAUGCUGGUCUAUUUUCGCUUCGCAUGUAACGGCCAUGCACCAUUAGCACUAUCGUGGCAGGAACCAGCUGCACCGGUUGACGGCUUAUCAUUCGACCAACAGGAAUAUCUUCGUGAUAUUAAGAAGGAUGUCAACCGGCAAAAGAGGUCAUUAGAAUGCUGGCGGAGCGGCUCAGUAUAUAAGACACCCUUGUACCUAUGCUACCAAGUCUUGGCUGAAGACUGGAGCCCUACUGUUGAAAAUGCCGAACCUCUCGACGACUUCACAGAGGAAGACUUUCUAACCUCUUAA